UCCAUCUCUCAUAUUGUCCUCUUCUUGUCACCCUCUUCAGUAAUUCUUGCGUAUCGGUUCUCUUGCUUCGGUUAUCCUUCGCAGCCAUGCCUUCAAUCGUUCUCAGUCUGCGAACAGCAGGACAUCUAGCCAGAAAUGGCUCAAAGCCUCAUACCCUACUCCGCACUUUCGCAUCCUCGGCCAGAAGAUCAGAAAUAAACAAGGUCUAUUCCUCAGCUGAGGAAGCUGUCAGCGACGUCAAGGGCGACAGCACACUACUCUGCGGUGGCUUCGGUCUUUGCGGUGUACCAGACACGUUGAUCAAUGCUGUCAAGAACAAGCCUUCAAUCAAGGGCUUGACAGCUGUGUCAAACAAUGCUGGAAUCGUCGGCUCUGGUCUCGGUCUGCUUCUCGAGUCCAAGCAGGUCAAGAAGAUGAUCGCAAGUUACGUUGGAGAGAACAAGGUCUUUGAGAAGAUGUACCUAACUGGAGAGAUUGAGCUUGAGCUCACACCUCAAGGUACUCUUGCCGAGAGAUGUAGAGCUGGUGGUGCUGGUAUUCCUGCCUUCUUCACCCCAGCCGCCUUUGGAACCAUUGUCCAGACUGGAGAGCUUCCAACAAUACACAACAGCGACGGAUCAGUCGCGCAAUACUCGACACCCAGAGAUGUCAAGGUGUUUGACGGAAAGAGCUAUGUUAUGGAGGAGGCCAUCAAGGGUGACUACGCCUUCAUCAAGGCAUGGAAGGCAGACAAAUUGGGCAACCUCAUGUUCAGAUUUGCAGCACAAAACUUCAACGGUGCCAUGGCACGUAACGCAAAGGUGACCAUCGUUGAGGCCGAGCACAUUGUCGAGGUCGGCGAGAUCGAUCCCGCAUCAGUACACGUGCCUGGAAUCUACGUCGACCGUGUCAUUCAAGCAACAGAACCAAAGAACAUUGAGAAGAUAGUCAACGCAAAAGACCCCGCCGAAGCCCUCAACUCACUCGGAAGUGGUGAUGCGGCCAGUAAGCGCGAGCGCAUUGUGCGAAGGGCAGCCAAGGAGUUCAAGAAUGGAAUGUACGCCAACCUGGGCAUCGGCAUGCCAAUGAUGGCACCCGCUUUUGUAGAUGAAAGCGUCGAAGUCCAACUCCAAUCAGAGAACGGUAUUCUUGGUCUGGGUGCCUAUCCUCAGAAGGGUCAGGAGGAUCCCGACCUCAUCAACGCCGGCAAGGAGACAGUCACAUUGCGCCCUGGUGCCUCAGUCUUCGGCUCAGAUGAGUCCUUUGCCAUGAUCCGCGCCGGCAGAAUUCACAUGACCAUGCUUGGAGCCAUGCAAGUAUCAGCAAGAGGCGAUCUCGCCAACUUCGCCAUGCCCGGAAAGAUCAAGGGUAUGGGAGGAGCCAUGGACUUGGUGUCCAACCCUGAGAAAACAAGAGUGGUUGUGACCAUGGAACACACUGACAAGAAAGGUGGUCCCAAGAUCAUGAAGAUGUGUGAAUUCCCCCUGACUGGCAAGGCUUGCGUUUCGAGAAUCAUUACCGAGUUGGCUGUGUUUGAUGUUGACUUUACGACUGGUUUGACUUUGAUCGAGCAUGCUGAGGGAGUCACUGUGGAGGAGAUCAAGUCAAAGACAGAGGCACCUUUCAAGGUUUCCGAGUCACUACAGGUUAUGCAGCAGUAGAUGUUGAUCAAAAGCAAACUUACGAUAACACUCUUUGUUAUCAAGACAGUGAAUGUGAUGAUGACUUUUGAAAUGAUGUUUUUACAAGUGAUGUACAAAAUGCUCUUCCUAGGACGCAGCUGGAGUUGCUGACCC
Molecule: messenger RNA, 1775 nt
Organism: Aureobasidium subglaciale EXF-2481
Lineage: Eukaryota; Fungi; Ascomycota; Dothideomycetes; Dothideales; Saccotheciaceae
Exons: 2
Coding region: 87-1640 (517 amino acids)
Biological process (GO): ketone body catabolic process
Molecular function (GO): succinyl-CoA:3-oxo-acid CoA-transferase activity
Source: RefSeq, a predicted model, not a curated record